This is a messenger RNA of Psilocybe cubensis, 1614 nucleotides long. RefSeq lists its product as uncharacterized. The coding region runs from base 1 to 1614 and encodes 537 amino acids. The transcript is spliced from 4 exons. The record is from RefSeq and is a predicted model, not a curated record. Lineage: Eukaryota; Fungi; Basidiomycota; Agaricomycetes; Agaricales; Agrocybaceae.
AUGCCCAAAGGUGAACUUAUCGACUCUCACGUCCCACUACAACAAUGCAAAAAGGCAGUCGACGCCCUUCACUCCCAUGAGCUGAAGAAAAAGGAAAAGUUCGAGGAGGGCCAACUUCUCCCCGCGAAAGAGCAAAAUAUUUGGCUUAAUGUCGUUGUUAAAGCCAUACCCUCUGGCCAUAAGCUGAAACCUGUUAAAAUACCCAUCGUGCACCCACUCGUCGACCCACGAACAAGUGCUGUGUGUUUAAUUACGAAAGACCCUCAACGCGAAUAUAAAGAUCUUCUCGAAAAACACAAUAUCAAAUUUAUCUCAAGAGUCGUUGGAAUCGAGAAGUUGAAGGGAAAGUUCAAGCCAUUUGAGGCCAGAAGGAUGUUGCUGAAGGAGAAUGGCAUGUUUUUGGCGGACGAGCGAGUAAUUCCUCUAUUGCCUAAGUUGCUGGGAUCAAAAUGGUUUGAAGCUAAGAAGCAACCCAUCCCCGUGUGCUUGACGAGAAAAGACUUGAAGGGAGAACUCGAACGAGCUAUCUCAUCUACUUACAUGAAUCAAAACCAAGGAACCUACACAUCUAUCAAAAUUGGAAAAAUGUCGCAGAAGCCUUCCCAAAUUCUUGACAAUCUUAAAACGGCUCUCCCAUCUGUCGUAAAAGCCCUCAAGGGAGGCUGGGAUAACGUCCAGAGUCUUAGCAUCAAGACCAACUACAGCGUCAGUCUCCCAAUAUGGUCAUGUUCUCUUGAUAGCACAGAAGGCGGAAGGUGGGAUGGGUUCCAGGUGGAGUCAGAUUCUGAGGAAGAUGAACAGGAUGAAGCAUCUGAGGAGGAGGAAGAAAAGGAGGUCGAGGCACCAAAGGCGAAGAAGGAUGUUGCCGGAAAGGGCAGAAAACGGGCUUCAUCGUCCGACGAAGAACAAGAGGAGGAGGAAAAGCCUAAGAAAAAAGCGAAGUCUGCCGACGGUGCCCCAUCCACUAAAGCAAAAUCUGCCCCUACCUCGAAACCAACAAAAAUGCCCCCCACUACAAUCGAUACCGCAUCAAAGAAACGCAAAACAACAGACCCGACGUUGCCCGCACCGACUGCUUCGCCGUCAGCCGUUCCUAUCUCCGCAGGAAAGAAAGCUCCCAAAGCGAAGGCCUCCUCCGCUACGACAUCAAGCGAACCUACAAUCGUCUCGCCUGCUCCGAAAGCGCAAAAAAUUCCCGAGUCAGAUACCAAAAAAGUGAAAAAGUCCCAGGCUGCGGCUACACCUGCCAUCGCUUCGCAAUCAUCAUUGCCUGCGACCUCCGAAGUGCCAUCGAAAAAGAAAAAAUCAAAUAAAUUAGACAUCUCCACUGCCAGUAGCGACCCUUCCCAAUCCCCUUCUGCACCCGACACCGCAACGCCGUCAGCAGGAAAAGAUAAAUCCGGCAAGGAUAAGAAAAAAUUAUCCAAGUCUGCUCCCGUUUCCGCCCCCGUUUCUGCUUCAGAGUCUCCCGCAAAGCCUACUCUCACGAAGGAAGAGCUAAAGCAGAAACGCGGCGCAGCUUCUGGAGAGAAGAAGAAAGACAUUAUCGCCAAAGCGAAAGGCGGGAAGAGCGCCAAAAAUGCUGUGCUUGGCAGAAAGGUCGCUCAGGAAUAA